GAGUUUUAGGGUUUCUUCUGCAGCUGAAGCUUUGGAACUUUAGGGUUUAGGUUUCUAAAGUGCUGCUGCAACAAUGGUGGUGAAGGGAGACAAAGGAAGAAAGGAGGAGGUCGUCACUAGGGAGUACACCAUCAACCUCCACAAACGCAUACAUGGAUGCACUUUCAAGAAGAUGGCUCCUAGAGCCAUAAAGGAAAUCAGGAAGUUUGCACAGAAGGCAAUGGGGACAACAGAUGUUAGAGUGGAUGUGAAGCUCAACAAGCAUAUCUGGAGCCGUGGGAUCCGAAGUGUGCCAAGGAGAGUCCGGGUGCGCAUUGCUCGAAAGAGGAAUGAUGAGGAAGAUGCCAAGGAGGAGCUCUACUCAUUGGUGACAGUUGCAGAGGUCCCACCUGAGGGUUUGAAAGGAUUGAGUACCAAGGUCAUUGAAGAAGCAGAUUGAACUUGCCAACGAUCUAGGCUUUAGUUAAAGUUUAAUUUUUUGUCCUGCUUUUGUUCAGUUUACAGACUUCAAGUUUUGGUCCUGAGUUUGGUAGGGAAUUUUCUGCCUCCACAGUGGAUGAUGUAUUUCGGAGUACUAUUUAAUCUAUUUCGUUAGUAUUUUUUAAUCUUGAUUAUUGUUUCAUCUGUAUCAGUGGUACAUUUGAGGUUUCAAUAGAGUGCAAGAAAAAGCUUCUAACCAGGAGUUGGUUGUCAUCAUCCAUGUAAUACAAAGCCUAAAUGUACCCAACAAAAAAUAGAAUUUUCCUUGCAAGUGAGAGUUGAGA
Nelumbo nucifera (sacred lotus) is the source of this 764-nucleotide messenger RNA. Its product is annotated as large ribosomal subunit protein eL31. NCBI's taxonomy places the organism in Eukaryota, Viridiplantae, Streptophyta, Magnoliopsida, Proteales, Nelumbonaceae. Gene Ontology annotation, molecular function: structural constituent of ribosome. The record is from RefSeq and is a predicted model, not a curated record. Gene Ontology annotation, cellular component: cytosolic large ribosomal subunit; ribosome. Gene Ontology annotation, biological process: cytoplasmic translation.